This is a messenger RNA of Drosophila biarmipes, 995 nucleotides long. RefSeq names its product enoyl-CoA delta isomerase 1, mitochondrial. The record is from RefSeq and is a predicted model, not a curated record. Bases 96 to 938 code for a protein of 280 amino acids. Gene Ontology annotation, cellular component: mitochondrion. NCBI's taxonomy places the organism in Eukaryota, Metazoa, Arthropoda, Insecta, Diptera, Drosophilidae. The transcript has 4 exons. Gene Ontology annotation, biological process: fatty acid beta-oxidation. Gene Ontology annotation, molecular function: enoyl-CoA hydratase activity.
CCUACGCAGAGGUGACUAUCGAUAGCGCAACAGGUUCUGCGGCAACUGGGUUCAUUAUUAAAAGUGCUUCGUUUAAAUUAUAUUAGUAGAUCAUUAUGCUACGAUCCAAAGUCCUUAGUCUGGUGGCCCGUGGAGCCUCCAACCGACUGAUGUCGACUGCCACCAAGUUGACCACUGUGGAGGUCAACGACAAGACCGGCAUCGCCAUCCUCACGAUGAACCGGCCGCCCGUAAAUGGACUCAACUUGGAACUGCUGCAGGAUCUAAAGAGCUCGAUUGACGAAAUCGAGGACAACAAGAGUCGCGGUCUCAUUCUGACUUCGUCCAGCUCCACAAUAUUCUCAGCUGGUUUGGAUAUUCUGGAGAUGUACAAGCCGGAUAAGGACAGGAUUCGCGCCUUCUGGACGCAGCUGCAGGAGACGUGGCUGGCGCUUUAUGGCAGCAGUGUGCCCACGGCAGCGGCCAUUAAUGGACACUCUCCCGCCGGCGGCUGCUUGCUGGCGACUUCUUGCGAAUACCGGGUGAUGAUGCCCAAGUUCACCAUUGGUCUGAAUGAAACCCAACUGGGCAUUGUGGCACCCAAGUGGUUUAUGGCCUCCUUUCUGAGCGUCUUGCCACAAAGGGAGGCUGAGCGCGCCCUCAACCAAGGCCGCAUGUUCACCACCAAGGAGGCCCUGAAGGUGGGCCUCAUCGAUGAGACUGCCAACAGCAAGGAGGAGGCCAUUGAGAAGUGCACCGCCUUUAUUGGCACCUUUGCCAAGGUCAAUCCGCUGGCUAGGUCACUGACCAAGCAGCAGUUCCGGUCGGCCGAUCUCCAGCAGCUGGAGAACGAGCGGAAGGAGGAUCUAGAGAAGUUCCUGUUCUUUGUCAACCAGCCAGCCGUGCAGAAGGGUCUGGGCAUUUAUCUCGAGGGCCUGAAGAAGAAGGCCAAGAAGUAAUAAGGAAUUGAUUUUAUACAUUUUUAAAUAGUAAUAAAGCCUUCAUGAAAACCAUUA